AUGUUGUGGUAUUUACCAUGGUCUGAAAAUAUAAAAAAAAGAGCCUGCAGGUAUUUACUGCAACGUUAUCUCGGUAAUUUCCUUGAAGAGAAACUGACUUUGGAUCAGCUGAGUGUAAACCUAUACAAUGGCACUGGAACGGUCUGCGAUGUUAGCCUUGAUUGCGAUGCACUCAAUGAACUGGGAGAUACACAGAACUGGCCACUGGAGAUAGUAGAUGGUUAUAUGAAAGAAAUCACAGUCACAAUUCCAUGGUCUACCCUCUUCAAAGAUGACUCCGUUGUCAAAGUUAAUGGUCUUUCCAUUACUGUACAACCCAAAGUACGGUCUGAGCCAGUGCCCUCAAUGCUGGAUUCGAUGUGGUCAUCCAUGUCUUCAUCUAUGCAGCUGGCGGCAGAGUGCCUCAAAGAAGAGGACGGACCGCAAGAAUCCAACCCUGUGGAGGGAAUAGAAAUGUUUGCACAUGCCAUUGAUUCAAUUUUAAGCCGAGUAAAAGUGAAAUUUGAAAAUACAAUAAUAAGAAUAGAGCAUGUGCCUAAAAAUGGCGACCGAGGCAUCGCACUGGAGGUACACAUUGAUAAGAUCGAUUACUUUGAUGAGGCGGGCUCAGAACCAACACCUGACAUCACCAACCCAGAAAAAACAAAAACAUACAUAGAAGCUACCUACACUAACAAAAAAAUAAAAUUCGAAGGAGUCACCUUAUACACAGAUGAAUUUCCAUCCAAGCUGCGAACGAUGGCCCGGAGUCUCAUCAUGGAAAAAUCCAUGUCAUCGCAAGGGGGUAAGACGGACAGCCAAGUCGAAACCCCGGACAUGAAUUUCCAGAGUACAAUUUCCGACGUAUUCUAUGAGACAAGAAGUGUUAUUUCAACUAUAGAGCCAGAACCAGUCAAAGAGACUAUUCCUGAGGUCAAAAGUCAAACAGAAACCAGAGAAUUAACACCUGAUGAAAAGGUCAACCAACCGGAUCCUAUACUGUUCGCUAAAGUGACCGGAGAGCAAGAACUGACGCUAAAGUUAAAACAUACAGAUGAAGUUGAAGGACCAAGAGUUGAAGUCAAGAUGUUGUUCGGUUCUUUUGUUAUAUUUAUAACACCAAGGCAACUGCAUACGUUGACGGAACUCAUCGACGCUCUGAAUCAACCGCAUUUGGAAGACACGAGCAAUUUACCCAUGCGACCAUCCGGUCUGAACAUGCAAUGUAAACCGAUGGGGCAGGCUGACUUCCAACUGAUAGAGGCUCAGCUGUUAGGCAACUUUGAGAGACAAAGCUCAAAACCGACUAGCAAGCAUGGGUGGUCUGGGCCCAGUUACGAAGAUAGCGACGCUGACAACGAGAAGUUUUUACCAAUGACGUCACCUGGAAAUCAAAUGUCCGAAAGUUUCUCAUCAUCAGUGAGCUCGAUGAGCGCCAGCAUGACGUCAAGCGUCAAUACAUCGACCGCAGCACCCAGGAUUAAAAGAAAUAAAAAAGUUCCUCGCAUAGAUGGUGAUCCUACUGCAGAGGUUUCACAUGUGUGUUUAAGAAUUGCCUCUGUCUCAUGUGUUUUAGUACAUAAGGAUAUUCUAGUCCCCAAUCUUAUGGGAUCCGACUGUAUAUCGCCAUCGACUGUUGCGAAAAUGCACGAGGUUUCAAACCAGUUCUAUAAGAAUUUGGAACCGUUCUCUGUUAUUGAUGACUUCAGUGCAGUCAAUGAAAUCCUCGACAGGACUACCGAAAAGAACCAUUUGAGAAUUCUAACGUCAGAGAUAGCGAUUGACGGUAGCGAGAAAGUGACGUCACACGGUAGUCAGACAAUGUGCGAAGCGUCCGUGCGGCACUUGCUGGUGCGCGAGUGUUUGUACUACAGCGAGGACGGAACGGAACAUGUAGAGCCGCACGGGUUCGACUUGAUACGCUUCGAGGCUAAAGAGGAUGAAGACGUUUCUAGUCGACAGUCCGCGAGUUCGCGACCGAACUUGCGGGUGAGCUUCAAACAGACCUCGAAGUACGUGCGCAUGUCAAGCGAGAAGAAGCUGUUGUAUCCUACCACUGAUAUUGUUAUAAAAUGCAUGCCGUUCCAUUUGGACGUGGAGCUUACCGUGGUGGAUCGCAUGUCCGCUACGUUCUUCGGCGGCGCGGCGUCGUCUCCGCGCCCGGCCAGCGCGCCCGUCUCCGCGCAGAACCAGCUCAACGUCGCGCUGCACUGUCCCAACCUCAGCACUGUGCUUAGGUUCCCAAUAGCGGAUCUCCGUCAGGGUGUGAACCGCGAAUCCAGACGAGUGCGGCCCGACUACCUGGUGUUCAAGUUCCAGAACGCAACGCUGAGCUCGCAGCAGACGCCGAGCGUGCGCCCGCUGCCGACCGCUGUCAGCGUUCGCUCUACUGUCUUAGACUUAUAUUAUUAUGAGAACGAAACAUUCCCCGGCACGCACAUAGCUCGGAGCACGAUGGACGACAACGUGCCUGAAGGUAACAUACUGAGCGGAAACGACACGACUACUGCGUUGCCCACCAUAUCGAUCACGUUCAAGCCUCGUUCAAACUCGAAGGGCCCAUUCGACAACUUGACAGACGACUCUUCUAACUUCGAGCCAGCCGCAGGCAAUCCUAUGACAACAUCUAUGUAUAUGAUGAAAAAUCUCACGGCCGACCAGCCGAGUCCAUUUAGCAGCAAGAAGCAAGCGCAUCAAAGCAUUAAUGAUCACGGCGGUCAACCACAAGGUCGUGAAGAGGAGAUAAUAAUGCCCGGUAACAAAGAAGAGAUGUCCGAGUUCACGGCCAGUGCCAUAGAGUUGUCAGGUGUUCACCUGGAGUUUAUGCUACCCAUACUCAGCUUACAAUUAGAAUCGAAACAAUUAUACGAAAUAAUAUAUAACCGAAUCAAUUCGGAUCUAUUGCUGUGGGAACCGCAUAUUACACAGGAGUAUGACAUCAGCCCCCUCGCCUCUGACCCCAUCAAUCCUGUCUUCGGCGCUUUCAAAGGUUACGAUUCGGACAACGAGAGCACAUCAUCAGAAGAAGAAAACAACCUUUAUUAUUCCACUUAUGACAACAAAUUUCGCAAAGGUGUAGGGUCCAGCCACCCUACGGAGGAGAGUGACAUGCACAACUUCUGUCUCACACUUAAAGUUGGGAAGGGACUCUUGACCAUCUACACGCCUGUUAGGGACAGCAAUAAACGAGUGGUGCCGGGUCAGAUGGGUGAGCUGGUGCUAGAAGCGCACAGCUUAUCACUGUGUCAAGUCAGUGGGCUCAGUGGAAUACCCAAAACAGCGCGACUUUGUUUGCGAUCCAAGAAAACUAUCCUGUAUCAUGAAUCUACGUUAACCAUUCCUUCAGAGAAACCUCCACUGAGGCAGUAUGGGUGCAUUCUACCCUCACACCUCAAGAGUACUAUCCACCCCUCAGGCAAAGGAGUUAUCAUAAAGGAUCGGCUGGAGAAGAAAGACAUGUUCACACUAGCUCUCAAGGUGGACCCAGACCCAGAAACGAGUAAUCUGAAGACGAUCCGCAUAGCGUUAGGAAUAGAGCAAGCGACGCUCCGCUACAGAGGCGACAAGGGCAUCGCGUGGCUCACACAGCUGAUGGAUGUGAUCGACGUCAUCGACUACCCUGUGCAGGGGUACACGCCCAGCACCGUGCUCUCAGAACUGCACGUUCACGUUAUUGACUGUGCCGUUGAUUAUAGACCCCUUUACCUACCUAUACGGACGGUCCUGACACUCGGCAACUUCAGUGUAUCAAGCAACGUAAUCGCAGCUACCAACACUUCCUGCUUACGUUUCAUUGCGCAAGAGUGUACGUUGUUCCUUAUGCACCUGCACGGCACUAAGCCCGACAUGCCAGUACCUCAAGACAACGAUAAAGCACCCGACGUAAAUAAAAACUACGUCUGUGUAAUCGACCUAGGACUAUUUGAGCUGUCCCUGAGAAUGGCAGAUAAGACUAAUAAUACUCAGCAGUCAAACGAGAUGCCGCAAGUAGACCUGAGCGCGUCCAACAACAUGGUGACGCUGCACACGUGCUGGGACUCAGCGUCGGCGCUGUGCCGCCUGCUGACGUACGCGGCGUGCGACGGCGACUCGCAGUUGCCCUUCGACCGCUCCUCCAGGCACACGAGCAUAUGUUCCGACCAACCUAUAGAACAACUCGUCGGUCUAGAUGAUAAGCCUGUAGAAGAAAUAAGAGAACUUUCACCGAGUGAAAUACAGCAGGUCAACGAUCUUAUGGCUGAGGCAAUGAAGGAAAACACGAGUACUUCAACGGAGGAAGAUGACCUGAAUAGUUCGACAGAAAAGGAGGGUGUUGAAAUAUUCUUCUUUCCUGACGAAUCCAACAUGAGUCGACAGAGACUUCCAUCUGACAUCUUCGAAGAAUCAGAGUCGAAGACGUCGGAGACUGUUGAAAUACCUCCUGUUAUUGCUGACGAAUCGGCAGAAACCAAGCCAUUCGUGACUGCGCAGGUUGUAAUGGACUUGGGUGAUCCGACUUCCCCACCUAAGUCGACACCAAGAAAAAAAAGGAGAUCGACAAAAUCAAGCAGUGACGGCAACAACACGGACGACGAAUUUUGCUUCGUUGACGCUGAUACGGAUACGGAAGACAAGGACAACGAUAUUGAAGAACCUGUCGUCAAGUGGAUAGAGCUGGAGCCCGCGCCCAUGCUUGAUAAUCACUUCACCAUACCGGCGGCAAGAGCAGACGUACUCCAAGCACCAAAGAGUUUUCCUGCGCCGAUGUUAAGGUAUAAGUUGUGUGAAAUGAGUGUGACAUGGAACAUGUACGGCGGCAAUGACUUCCGACCGGCGAGUGAGCCGACUCCUGCUAAGAAGACUGUCACUAUUGAGGGUGAUGGUAAAAAACAAGGCUCUCCUACUACGCCCAAACGCAACAAGGAUUACGAGCCGUACGAGAGCGCGCGCGCGGGCGCGUCGGCGUACCGCGCGGGCGGCGUGCGCUGGGCGCCCGGCAGCGAGCGCGUGCGCCCCGGCCGCCCGCGCCCGCCCCGCGACCUGCGCACGCGCGGCGGGGCCCAGCGCGACCACGACACCAAGGUGCAGCUGUGCCUCACUAAGGUGAAGUUCAUUCACGAGGUGUACCCAUCGGGAGACAAGCACGCCUCCCGUCAGACGCUGGCUAUCACCAACAUAGAGGUGAUAGACCAGUUGGUUUGCAGCGACAUCAACAAGCUCCUGAGUGAGUACAAGCUUAAGGAUGAGCCGGAGAGGAAAAACACACAUAUGUUAAUCGUUAAAGCAGUUCACUUACGACCAGACCCGACACUUUCGGCUCAAGAGUGCUGUUUGAAAGUGUCAAUACUGCCGCUGUGGUUCAAUCUGGACCAGGACACCCUCGCCUUCCUCGUCGGAUACUUUUCCAAACUUGGGUCCGAUGAGUCUUAUGACGAUGAUUCAAAAAGUUUAGGAGGCUUGUCGAGCGAUUCCAGCGGGUCACGCCAAACCACACCCACACACCGACCUCCAGUAAUGAGCAUUGCGACCCACCUCAAGGACCCGCCGCCCACACCCACGUCACUGGGCGAUGUUGACUCACUCAAUGAAAAUGUUCCCCGCAAUGAUGAACCAUUAAUGGAGACAUACGAAGCCGAGCGACUGGUAUCGGAAAACUUGAUACAGCUAGAAGAAGACUUUAACAAGCUGGGAACUCAGGAGAAACCGGCACCAAAGCAACCUGUUGACACUGAACACGUGGACGACUCACCAAUUUAUUUCAGGCGCAUAGUUUUCUCUCCUGACGUUCCUAUACGGUUGGAUUACGUGGGUAAACGCGUGGACCUAUCAGCUGGCCCUAUAGCUGGAUUACUCAUGGGACUUGGUCAACUAAAUUGUUCUGAAUUGACGCUCAAGAGGCUCGACUAUAAAUUAGGUUUACUUGGCUUGGAGAAGGUAAUACAAUGGGCUCUCCACGAAUGGCUGUCCGACAUCAAACGGCAUCAACUGCCGGGUCUGUUAAGCGGCAUUGGGCCCAUGCACUCCUUGUUGCAGAUAAUUACUGGCAUUCGCGAUCUGGUGUGGUUACCGGUGGAGCAGUGGCGUCGUGAUGGCAGACUGGUUCACGGCCUUCGUAGAGGCGCCGCGUCCUUCACCGCCAGAACGGCUGUGGCUGCACUCGAUAUCACCACCAGAUUAUUACAGCUUAUACAGGCUACAGCUGAAACGGCAUUCGACAUGUUAACCCCCGGGCCGACGAUACAGCUACAGGACACGUACGAGCGGCGCGAACGUAGACGGCGACGUAGGCACGACUCCGGGCGACACCCCGCCGACAUACGUGAGGGCGUCGCUAGCGCAUACCAAACUGUCAGAGAGGGGUUCGCGGACACGGCGGCGACUAUGGCCGCUGCGGCGCGCUGGCAGCACGGCGUGGGCGUGCUGCGGCACCUGCCGGGCGCGGCCGUGACGCCGCUGGCGCUGGCGGCGGCGGGCGCGGCGGACGUGCUGGGCGGCGUGCGCGCCUCGCUGGCGCCGCGCGACGAGCGCGACCACCACCACAAGUGGCGCACGCAGCCGCACCCCUCCGCCGAUAGAAUAGAUUAA
Arctia plantaginis is the source of this 6543-nucleotide messenger RNA. Lineage: Eukaryota; Metazoa; Arthropoda; Insecta; Lepidoptera; Erebidae. The record is from the annotation of a GenBank genome assembly.